Messenger RNA from Fonsecaea erecta, 1614 nucleotides. RefSeq lists its product as hypothetical. The transcript has 2 exons. Bases 1 to 1614 code for a protein of 537 amino acids. The record is from RefSeq and is a predicted model, not a curated record. Lineage: Eukaryota; Fungi; Ascomycota; Eurotiomycetes; Chaetothyriales; Herpotrichiellaceae.
AUGAAUGCGCCUGUCGAAGCCCAAUCUAUAUCCUCACUGAAUCACUUGCUUGCGAAUCCACCGCGCUACCCGAGGAAUCCCACCCAUGAAGUCCAUGAACCGCUUGUGCUUUACAUUGUUCGAGUUCCAGGCAGCAAAGAUGUAUUCCUCACGCCCUUGAAGCCAGCGACCAAGGCCUCGAUUAGUAUCGAGGCGGUCCAGUCCAGCCUAUAUUUCCUCCAUGUCGAGAGGCCGGAAGACGAGGCGCUGAGAAAAUCAUUGGAAGCCGCGCGCGCCACAGAGGAUCGCAGUCACGAUGUCUCGCGGAUACAGAGAAAGCCUCUCCCUCCGUCGCCUUACGUGAAUUACCCAGCUGCCCUCAGACCUCCAACCCCGCCGAAAAGCUACCCUCAUUAUCAGCCUCCCUCACCGGAGUCGAAGACCGCGACUCAAGCAGAGCGAUAUGCUGCCCGUGGGACUCAUCUCAGGCUGAGUACCAGGGACAAUCUGAAUGUGUCUCUCACUUCUGGCAAACCUGUCGGCACCCGCCCAAUGCCUUCAAAGAUGCACGAUUGCGAUGAGAAUGCAUCCCCGAACCCCGUCGAAAAUGCACAGACACAGUUCAACUUGACCAGGAAACCACUUCAAACUACACGUUUGUCUGAUACUCAUGGAUACAAUAUGUCAUAUACUGGUCAAGACCAGCCAAUCAGUGCCGGCACCGACCGUAAUCCGCAGCAUUCUAGUCUUCUGUCUCCAAGCUCCAUGGCCGGCAACCCGCAAUCUGGAAUGUUGCGCAUCACGCUGAUUCGGAGAGACCCUGCUUCUGGUAGUCAAUGGAACGUUGGUAGCAUAAUCCAGCAAACCACGGAAGCACUUCUGCGGAAGGUUGACAUUGAGCUAACCUCGCCGGGUUAUAACAAGUUCGUGCAAUUAGAAGCUGGUGGAGGUACCGGGUUCCGCAGAAAGGUUGCAUAUAUGCAAAUGUCCAGUGACGAUGGAUCGCUAUUGAUACGGAGAAGAGGCAAUUCGACGGAGUCCUUUUCAAACGCUGCCCAGUCGACCAGCCGAAGAUCGAAGCAGGCGUACGCUUUCAUCUCGCCGUGGCAAGGGAUGUGCGCAUUCGGCAAUGGCCUGGACGGGAAGAGCCUACGAUGUCGGCAUUUUCUACCAGGUGCGAAUCCAUCCAUGCCAGGUGUCAGUGCAGAUGUUGCAGAACUACGCUUCAACCUGCCGUGGGCAUCACUUCGGUUGAAGGAUCCGAACAAGAAGCAGGCCAGCCAUUUGUCAAACCUAUCUCAUGACUCGUCCAUCACACGCCCGGAAGUGUCCUCCAAUAAAGAACAGUGGAGGCGAAGCUUCCAAACCUUGACGCAUAGAGCUCGAAAGCAGCUCUCGAUCAGUGAUGGGGACGGUUCCAUGGAGGAGUCAACACAGUUGGACAAGCCAGGUGACCAGUUUCGGCUGAGCCUUGAUCUUGGACGGGAGAAGGCUGGAGGAGGCUUCAAAGGUCACAGUGCUAAGCUGGGCAAGCUCAUCAUCAAUGAUGAGGGCUUAAAGAUGUGUGACUUAGUAGUGGCAGCCUGCAUGGGGGUUUGGUGGCAGCAUUACGCGGGAGAUAUUUCCUCUUCGUGA